AUGUUCGCUGCAGCCACUUCUUUCUUUGCCCGGACCAAUAUCAGUCAGUCGUAUAGCAUUGGCUCGCCGUCACAAGGACUGGGAUUAGGGACUAGCAGGCCAUCUACUCCAGGAGGUACCUCAACAGGGACCUCACUGUCUGCACCACCUGCUGCAACUCCUACUUUCUACAUAGGAUUAUGGAAAGUGCAAUCUGCCUGGCAUAAGGUCACCAAUAAACGCGUGUCCGUAUGGACUUUCGAUAAAAGAGGACAAGAUAUGGAAAGAUUGGGCCCUCAGUCCAAGGAAAGAGUAGUUGAAGUUAUGAAAUCUGAGGCUUCAGCUCUAGGAAGACUGCGGCACCCUUCUAUCCUAGGUGACUUGUUUGACAAUGUUCAAAAACACAUCAGGAAACUCACGCGUUUCGUUGAAGAAAUGGUGGAACCUUUAGAAGAAACACGGAAUGAGCUUGUGUUUGCCACAGAACCAGUGCUGGCGUCGCUGCAAUUAGCCAUCCCAGAUUCCGGAAGACAGACUUCUCUUGUUGAACUUGAUGAAAUCGAGAUACAAAAAGGUGUGCUUCAAAUGUGCAAAGGGCUCUCAUUCCUCCACACGUCAGCAAAAUUAAUUCAUUCACAUCUGUCUCCCGAAACUGUGGUGAUCAAUGGUGCCGGUGAUUGGAAAAUUUCAGGUCUAGGUUUGACCAUUCCUCUGUACGCUCCUGGAGGAGGUGCAACCCGGUGGGAGUUUCCGACCUUCGAUGGGAGAGUACCGCCAUACAUUCAAAGAUCAUUUGACUACAUGGCUCCGGAGUAUGCUUUGGAUGAACAACUCGUAACUGCCUCAGAUAUGUAUUCCCUUGGGUGUAUAUUGUAUGCAGUCCAUUGCAAGGGAAUCCCUCCUUUCAGGAAUCACGGUAGUCUUGGUGGAUUGCGUGAAAACGCUUCAAAACCUGUGCCUGGUAUUGAUAGGCUUGACGGUGAUCUUCAAGUCCUUCUCAGGUCUCUAAUCACGCGACACUAUGGAUCGAGACCUACCCCUGAAUCAUUACCCUCCCAUGCUUUUUUCUCAUCGUUACCUAUCUCUACUUUGAAUUUCUUGGAUCGCUCGAAUUUCACUGCCAAGACGCGAGAAGAGAAGAUAUCUUUUAUGAAAGGCCUUACCACUGUCUUGGAUCGGUUUUCAGAAGGAUUACGAACAAGGAAAAUUCUCCCUUCAUUAUUGGAAGAAAUGAAAGAUACUCAACUCUUGCCUUACAUUUUACCCAAUGUCUUUGUAAUAUCCCAAAAUUUAUCUGCAUCCCAAUUUGCUUCCAUCGUAUUGCCAAGCUUGAAACCCUUGUUUGCGAUUCGAGAACCACCUCAAAACAUGUUGACCCUUCUGGACAAUCUUACAAUGCUUCAAGACAAAACAGACAAAAACGUUUUCAGAGAACAUGUCCUCCCUCUUGUUUACAAUGCGCUUGAAUCUGAACAUGCCGUGGUGCAAGAGAGGGCUUUGAAAGUCGUUCCUGGAUUAUGUGAUACGAUUGAUUAUGCUGAAGUUCAAGAAGUUCUUUUCCCCAGAGUAGCCUUUGUGUUCACCAAAACUCGCAUAUUGACUGUGAAAGUUGCUACUCUGGUUACUCUACUUGCAAUGGUGAAAACCUUGGAUCAGACAACGUUAACCCAGAAGCUUGUACCAUUGCUGUCAAAGAUCCGCACGAAAGAACCCGCUGUGAUGAUGGCAACAUUAUCUGUGCAAGAAGCCAUGGGAUUGAAAGUAGAUCGAGAGGCGGUCGCAACUUUGGUUUUACCUCAACUAUGGGCAAUGUCAAUAGGACCAUUAUUAAGCGUUGGUCAAUUCCAGCGUUUUAUGCAGGUCAUCAAAAAACUUGCAGAGCGCGUUGAAAAAGAGCAUGAUCAAUUUCUGCGCGAUUCUCAACGUCUGGAAGAUCGGUCGGGCAUAGCAACUGAUGGAAAUCAAGUUGCAAAUGGAAUCACUCAGAAUGUCGAUUUUGAAAGUCUGGUUGGUGGAAAGGCAAAUGGCCAAACAAUCAAAGCAGACACUGCCGUCGACAAUAAUGCUUCUUGGGAUGAUGAUGUAUGGGGAAGUAUAUUUAAUAACAAUCUGAGCGCAACGUCAUCUACGACAACUUCACCCUCACCACCUCAUCAAUCGAGCUCUUUUGCUUCUCCCGCAUCAUCCUCUCUAGUCGCAACUCUGCCCUCCAGGAAUACUUCUUAUCAAUCUCGUCCAUCUAACUUAAACCCGAUUCCUUUGUCGUCAACUUCUACUGCGAGCCCUCUAUCCAGACGUCAAGAAAGAAUGGCCCCAGAUGUGCAAAAAUCCGUCAAUACUGGCUCGCAGGCACGAAUGUCUUAUUCCCAAAACCUCCUGCCCACUCCUCCUAGAGUAACCCCACAGGCGCUUUCACAACCUCUGCAACCGACAUACUCCGCCCCCAACUAUAAUAUCUAUGCAUCCCCUGCGGGUACAGCUACUAGUGGCUCAGCUUUCGCUCCAACGAUUAAUGCAUCCUUGCCUUUGAUGCCACAGCAAUCAAGCAUGGCUUCGCUUACACAACCGAUUCAACCUCAAAUGGGUGGUCUACUGACACCAUCAAGACCAGUUCAAUCAUCAACAGGGACAUCCAAUGUGCUUUCGAAAGAUGACUGGGGGGAUUUCGACCCGUUAUCAUAG
Psilocybe cubensis is the source of this 2661-nucleotide messenger RNA. RefSeq lists its product as uncharacterized. The transcript has 14 exons. NCBI's taxonomy places the organism in Eukaryota, Fungi, Basidiomycota, Agaricomycetes, Agaricales, Agrocybaceae. Gene Ontology annotation, biological process: protein phosphorylation. The record is from RefSeq and is a predicted model, not a curated record. Gene Ontology annotation, molecular function: protein kinase activity; ATP binding. Bases 1 to 2661 code for a protein of 886 amino acids.